AUGGCUUCUACCAGAACUCAAGUUGUCCCACCGUCUUUUUGCUCUCCUUGUUCUAAACCCCAACCAAAAAACGACAUUUUCCUCAAUUUUAGAGGCGAAGACACCCGUGAUAAUUUUAUAGACCAUCUAUAUUAUGCUUUGAAAGAGAAAGGGUUUAUCAUCUUUAAGGAUGAUAAAGAACUUGUGCCUGGAAAUCCCAUUUCAACGAAACUCUUGGAUGCGAUCGAGAAAUCAAGAAUGGCAGUCAUCAUUUUGUCUAAAAAUUAUGCGUAUUCAACAUGGUGCCUAGAAGAACUAGUAAAGAUUGUUGAAGGCAUUAAGGGAGGGUUAAAAGUGUUGCCCAUUUUCUACCAUGUAGAUCCUUGUCAUGUGCGGCAUCAAAAGGAGACUUUUGCUAUGGCCUUUGAUGAACACGAAAAACGUCUCCACGAAAACCCAGAGAAGGUGCAGAUGUGGAGAACUGCUUUAAGAGAAGUGGCCAAUCUCUCCGGGAAGACAUUAAUGAAAGAAGUUGAAAUGUUGAUGUCACACCCCAAACCCAAAAGGGUUCAAAGCAUGCGAAACCAAACCUUCAAGAGAAACUGGCCUGAGGCAGAGUUUAUCCGAACAAUUGUUGACUGGAUAUUUAGUGAACUGAAAGAUAAACGUUCAAUUGUUUAUGAAGACAGUUUUGUUAGAAUAGCCUCUCGUGUUGAGGAAAUGAAUUCAUGUCUAGACAUGAAUUUGAAUGAAGUCCGCUUUAUUGGGAUAUGUGGGAAGAGUGGAAUGGGCAAGACAACUCUUGCACGUGUAGUUUUUGACAUGAUUUAUAAUCAAUUUGAAGCUUGCAGCUUUCUUGAAAAUGUCAAAGAGGUUUCUGAAGCACAUGGCUUAGAGACUUUACAAGAGCAACUCCUUUGUGAUAUAAGUAAAGGAGCAUUAAGGGUAAGGGAUGUGACCAGGGGAAUCCAAGUGAUCAGGAAUAUACUACGUGAUAAAAAGGUGCUUAUUGUUGCUGAUGAUGUGAGUGAAAAAAGACAUUUAGAAGCAUUAGUAGGGAAGAGUUGGUUUGGUCCAAGAAGUAGAAUCAUAGUAACUACUGAAGACGAACGUUUGUUGAAAAGCUAUGAAAUUCAGACUGUAUGUAAGGUUGACGGACUAAAUAAUGAUGAAGCUCAACGACUUUUUAGUCACAAAGCUCAUUGUGAAAAUGAUUUUGUGGAUUUGGGCAACAAUUUUGUCACUUAUGCUCAGGGCAAUCCUUUGCUUCUUAAAGUUUUGGGUUCCUAUUUGUGUAAAAGAACAAAAGAGGAAUGGGAAAGUGCUUGGAAUCAAAUAAAAGCAAUUCCCAAAGAAAAUAUUCUAGAGAAACUUCAAAUAGCAUAUAAUGGAUUGGAGGACUUGGAGAAAAAAUUAUUUUUGGAUAUUGCGUGUUUCUUCAAGGGGGAGGACCAAAAUCGAGUAGCUGAUAUACUAGAAUCAGUUUGCUACUCAGACAAUAAUAAAAGAAAGCUCAUUGACAAAUCUCUAAUUACUAUUGUAGAGGGGAAAUUCUGCAUGCAUCAUUUAAUACAACAAAUGGGUUGGAAAAUUGUUUAUGGGGAAUCAAUGGAUCUUGGAAGAUGCAGUAGGUUGUGGCAUUAUACUGAUGUCCUUGAUGUAUUAAAGAACAAUAUUGGAACAGAACGAAUUGAAGGCAUGAUGCUCAAUAUGACUCCAAAUGAAGAACAUGAAGAAUUGAAUGUUGAACCAUUCUCUAAGAUGAAUAAACUAAGAUUGCUCAAAAUUUGUAAUCUACACCUUCCUCGUCUCAUUAAUCUUUCAAAUGAGCUACGUUUGUUGGAAUGGCAUGAAUAUCCUUUGAAAUCAUUGCCAAAUUGUUUCCAGCUGCCUGAACUUGUUGAGCUCAUUAUGCAUCGCAGCUGUAUUAAAGAACUUCCAAGGGAAUUUAGUCACUUAUACAAGCUAAAGCUCAUCGACGUUAGUGACUCUCAAAACUUAUGUGGGACUCCUAACUUCAGUGGAAUGCCAAAUAUUGAAAGGUUGAUUUUUCAAGGUUGUACAGGAUUGCAUGCGUUGCACCCAUCUGUUGGAGGUCUAAAACGGCUUAUUCUAUUAAAUCUAAAAGACUGUAAGUGUCUUGAGAACCUUCCACACGAGAUCAACUUGAAAUCUCUAAAAGUUUUAAUUCUAUCUGGCUGUUCAAAACUCAAGAAGUUUCCAAAGAUUGGGAGAAACAUGAAAAGCAUGUUGGAGCUUUAUUUGGACAGGACUGCUGUAGAAGAACUACCAUCAUCAAUCAAGCAUCUAACUGGCUUGACUUUAUUGAAUCUUCAAGACUGCAAAAACCUUUCAAGUUUCCCAAGUGUUAUUUGUAGUUUGAUAUCUCUUGAAAUUCUCAUUCUAUCAGGAUGUAAGGGUCAACCACCAAAAGCAAGGUAUUUGCUUGGUCCCAUUUCGACUUUAUCCUCAAUCUGUGCCACCCUCACUCUUCCCUACACCUGUCUCAUUGAUCGACAACCUGAACCAGAGCCCAUCAGCCUGUUGUUGCCUGAGUCAUUCUCAGGAUUAAGCUCUUUAGUAUCUCUAGAUCUAAGUGGCUGUAAUCUGUUGGAUGGAGCUCUCCCUGAUGAUCUUAGCUACUUAUUCUCACUAACAUCUCUGAACUUGAGGAACAAUAAUUUUACAUGCUUACCUUAUAGCAUUUCUCAGCUUUUAAAUCUUAAACUUCUUUUCUUGGAUCAUUGUAGCAAGCUUCAAUCAUUGCCAUAUCUUCUAUUAAGUACACAAUUUGUUUCGGCACAAGGAUGUACUUCACUUGAAAAUUAUUCAAAUCAAGUUGUCGUAUGGACUUCGGAUGCAGCAGAUUCACUUUUAUUAAUUGCCAUGGCUUGGCUGAUGAUGAUGAAGGAAAAAUUGCUGAUGUUCCUUUGCUAA
This is a messenger RNA of Quercus lobata, 2916 nucleotides long. RefSeq names its product TMV resistance protein N-like. Gene Ontology annotation, molecular function: ADP binding; protein binding. The coding region runs from base 1 to 2916 and encodes 971 amino acids. Gene Ontology annotation, biological process: signal transduction; defense response. The record is from RefSeq and is a predicted model, not a curated record. The transcript has 5 exons. Lineage: Eukaryota; Viridiplantae; Streptophyta; Magnoliopsida; Fagales; Fagaceae.